AUGAUCAUCUUACCCAAUGGUGAGUUUCUCACCGAUGAUGAAGAUGAGAAGGAGGAGUUACAAUCCCUUGAGGAAGAAGAGGAAGUAUUGCCCGUCGAUGAACGAGUUGGACUCGUUGUCAGACGAGCCUUAGCAACCCAAGUGAAAGCAGCCGACCAUGCACAAAGGGAGAACAUUUUCUACACCCGUUGCUAUACCAAAGGCAAGUUGAAUGAUAGUGGGGAUGUUCGUGUGACCAAGCAAGUCCAAGUACCUUUCCGAAUUGGAAAGUAUGAGGACGUGGUGUUAUACGACGUGGUCCCUAUGCAAGCAUGUCACAUACUAUUGGGGAGACCAUGGCAAUUCGACAAGGGAGUUACAUUCGAUGGCAUUACCAAUAAAUACUUCUUCAAGCAGGGCGAGAAGAGGAUUGUUCUUGUGCCACUCACUCCUAUCCAAGUUUGUGAAGAUCAAGAAAGCUUGAUCAAGGAGAGUGAGCUCGAGAAUGAGAAGAAAAAAAUAGAAAAAGUUGAGAGCUCAACAGAAAAUGAUAAGGCCAAGAAAAUUGAGAGGAAAAAGACAUAUGGUGAGUCGGCUAAAAUUGAAAAGAGAGAGAAAAGGCAAAAUCUAUUGAUAAAAGCCAAUGUAGUAAGAAAAGCUUUGAGUGUUAAUAAACCCAUCUUUGUACUUUUGUGCAAAGAGGUGUUGGUUGUUACAAGUGAUCUUACUAACACUCUAUCAUCUAGUAUUGUCUCUUUUUUGCAGGAUUAUGAGGAUGUCUUCCCCGAUGAGAUUCCAAAUGGACUACCAUCAAUAAGGGGAGUUGAGCAACAAAUUGACUUGGUUCCAGGUGCCCCACUUCCUAAGAGACUAGCCUACAAUAUGGGACCAGAUGAGACAAAGGAGCUCCAAAGCCAAAUCGAAGAGCUUCUAACAAAAGGAUGGGCAAGAGAAAGCUUGAGCCCAUAUGUGGUUCCCGUCAUCUUGUGCCUAAAAAGGAUAGAAGUUGGCGAAUGUGCACUGAUUGUAGGGCCGUCAAUGCAAUAA
Messenger RNA from Coffea eugenioides, 1026 nucleotides. RefSeq lists its product as uncharacterized. The record is from RefSeq and is a predicted model, not a curated record. The coding region runs from base 1 to 1026 and encodes 341 amino acids. NCBI's taxonomy places the organism in Eukaryota, Viridiplantae, Streptophyta, Magnoliopsida, Gentianales, Rubiaceae. The transcript has 2 exons.